Molecule: messenger RNA, 3513 nt
Organism: Closterium sp. Naga37s-1
Lineage: Eukaryota; Viridiplantae; Streptophyta; Zygnematophyceae; Desmidiales; Closteriaceae
Source: the annotation of a GenBank genome assembly
CUGACCGCCGUGCCGCCCUUCAGCAGCACAACCGAGCCGCCCGACAGCAGAGCGGCCGAGCCGCCCAGCAGCCGAGCCGCCCGGCAGCCGAGCCGCCCUGCAGCCGAGCCGCCCAGCAGCCGAGCCGCCCUGCAGCCGAGCCGCCCAGCAGCCGAGCCGCCCAGCAGCCGAGCCGCCCAGCAGCCGAGCCGCCCAGCAGCCGAGCCGCCCAGCAGCGGAGCCGCCGACCCGCCGAGCCGCCCAGCAGCUGAGCCGCCGAGCCGCCGCGCCGCCCUCCUUCCGGGCCGCCCGACCUGCCCAGUCUGUGUUCUCGUCUUUGACGGUGAGGGUCGGGCCAUUGACUUUGAGGUCUGGGUAGAUGACCUGCAGCUGUUCUUACAGUGCGAUAGGGCAGACGGCCUCUCUCUCUUUGACCUCACCUCUGGCGCCUCCACUGCCCCUGCUGCUGAUGCUGACGCCACUGUUCGCUCCCAGUGGGCCACGCGUGACGCUGCUGCACGUCUUGCUGUGCGUCGCCACCUCCCUACCUCCGAGCGUGCGCACUUUAGUCAGUACAAGAGUGCUCAGACCUUGUACGACGCUGUAGUUGCGCGCUACUCCUCCCCUGCCACUGCUGCACUGAGCCGUCUCAUGCUACCGUACCUCUUUCCUGACCUUGCUGCCUUUCCCACAGUCGCUGACCUCAUUACGCACCUCCGCACUAGUGACACUCGCUACCGCGCUGCACUCCCUCCUGACUUCUGCGCCAAGAACCCCCCCCCCAUGUACAUCACUCUUUACUACAUAGUCACUCGCCUUCCUGACUCCCUUCGCGUAGUCCGGGACCACCUUCUCUCUGUCUGUCCCACCACUCUCACUGUUGACCUCCUCGAGAAGUCCCUCCUAGCGGCCGAGAAGAGCAUAGUCGCUGUAGGGGCCUCUCGUGGUGACCCGCGCACCCCCAUCUUUGAGGGGUGUUCCCCCUCCCCCCUUCUGCCCUCUGUUGCCUCUGCUGCUGCGGCCGACCUCCUUGGUCUUGAGUCGGUCGGUGUGGCGUCUGCCCCUGGCGGGAGACGCCGCUCUGGCAAGGGCAAGGGGGGCAAGGGCGCUGGAGGAGCGAGCGGGGGCGGUGGAGGUGGAGGUGGCGGCAGUGGGGGGAGUGGGGGUGGCGGUGGGAGUGGAGGUGGGGGUGGAGGGGUCGGUGGCGGCGGUGGAGGCGGAGGUGGCGGCGGCGGUGGCGGUGGGAGCGGAGGUGGCGGAGGAGGCGGCGGUGGAGGCGGAGGCGGAGGCGGCGGCAGUAGCGGAGGCGGCGGAGGCGGCGGAGGCGGCGGGGGUGGCGGUGGUGCUGGUCGCGGGUCUUCGCAGAGGAGUGGCUCCGGUGGUGGCUCGCGCCAGCAGCAGCAGCGUGGUCGUGAUACCCUGUCCCCUCAGCAGCUUCGUGAGUGGUACACUACGCGUCAGCGGGGUGGGGGUUUUGGUCCGUGCUCCUACGUUUUGCGCACCGGCGACCGUGCGGGUGAGCAGUGUGGGGGUGCCCACCCCACCCAGCGCUGCUUUGGCCGCCUGACGGACGCGUGGCGUCACCAGUUCCCGGAGGCCUCAGAGAUCCCUCGCUGGGGCGAGCUGUCCAGGGCGGGUGUUGCCAUCUAUGAUCUUGACUUUGAUGCUAUUCUCUCUGCCAUGUAUGCUGUGUCUAUUAGUGAUGAGGGUGACUGUUACCGGUGUUUUCCGCCCGACCCGGGCAUUGAGACUGCUGCUCUAGGUACUGGUGAGGCUGCCGCUCUAGGUGCUAGCGAGGCUGCUGCUCUAGGUGCCCGUGUGUCUGCGUCCUCAGGUACUGGUGAGUCUGCGCUCUCAGGUACUACGUCGGCUUCGGCCUCCCUCACCUUCACCCUUGACUCUGGGGCGUCUCGCUCCUUCUUUCGGGACCGCACCACACUCACACCGCUGAGUCGGCCGGUUGCAGUGUCUCUGGCUGACCCCUCUGGGGGUCCUCUCCUGUCUCGCUUCUCCACAGUCCUCCCGUGUCCAGCGGCUCCCUCUGGCACCCUGUCUGGUCUCUACCUCCCCUCGUUCUCUACGAACCUGGUGAGUGGUGCUGACCUCCAGGAUGCGGGUGUACACCAGUUCACUCCUGCGCGUCAGCGGGUGACGCACUGUACAGAGGCUAGCACAGGCCGACACCUGGCUACGUUUACCCGUCAGCCGGGGUCGAGCCUGUACACACUGACCACUGCGUCUCCUCCCGUUACUGAGUCUGGUAGAGUCGCUUCGUCGAGUCGGGUGUUUGCUGGAGCGUCCAGGUCUGGUCCUGAGUCUGCCCCCUGUUCGUGUCGUCUCCUGUCUCACGAGACUCUCCUCUGGCAUCACCGUCUUGGUCACCCCUCUCUGCUUCGGCUCAGAGGCAUGGCCUCCCGUCUUCUAGUGUCUGGUCUCCCCCGGUCCCUCCCUCCCCUUCCUCAGGGCCCUGGCCCUACCUGUGUCCCCUGUGUCGAGGGGCGCCAGCGUGCUGCCCCUCAUUCCUCCCAGUUUCCUCCGACAGAGGCCCCGUUGCAGACGCUUCACAUGGACGUGUGGGGCCCAGCCCGCGUCCGUGGGCAGGGUCACGAGCGCUACUUCCUACUCGUUGUUGACGACUACUCGCGUUACACCGCAGUCUUCCCCUUGCGCAGCAAGGGUGAUGUCACUGAGGUGCUGAUCGACUGGAUCCGCGCAGCUCGUCUCCAGCUCAGGCAGAGCUUUGGCUCUGACUUUCCUGUUCUGCGUCUGCACUCGGACAGAGGCGGGGAGUUCUCCUCUGGCCUUCUGCGAGCCUACUGUCGUGCACGAGGCAUCCGUCAGACCUUCACGCUUCCGGACUCUCCGCUGCAAAAUGGGAUUGCUGAGCGCCGCAUUGGCAUGGUCAUGGACGUCGCUCGUACGUCUAUGAUGCAUGCGGCUGCCCCCCAUUUUCUGUGGCCGUUUGCGGUGAGGUACGCGGCGCAUCAGAUCAACCUUCACCCUAGGGUCUCCACGCCGGAGACCUCCCCAGCCUUGCUGUGGACGGGGAAGGUUGGCGAUGCGUCGGCGUUCCGGGUCUGGGGAUCUCGGGCGUUUGUCCGCGACUUGUCUGCGGACAAGCUGUCCCCUCGUGCUGCUCCUUGCGUCUUCCUGGGGUUCCCCCCCGACGCGCCUGGGUGGCAGUUCUACCACCCCACCUCUCGCCGUCUUCUGUCCUCCCAGGACGUCACGUUCGACGAGUCGGUCCACUACUACCGCCUCUUCCCCUACCGCACUCCGUCCCUCCCCCCGCCCCCGCUCUUCCUUGUACCAGGUCCCCCCCCGGUAGACCCCCUCCCCCCUCAGGGUCCUGCCCCUUCAGGUGUGUCCCAGGUAGACGCAGUCGAGCCUGUCGAGGUCACUGGUGACUCUGGUGCUGCUGAGGGUGCUGAGCCUAGGGGUGCUGAGACUGGGGGUGCUGAGCCUGGGGGUGCUGAGCCUGGAGGUGCUGAGCCUGGGGGUGCUGAGUCUGGGGGUGCUACGCCUGGGGGGUGA